Messenger RNA from Lampris incognitus (smalleye Pacific opah), 2149 nucleotides. Its product is annotated as mothers against decapentaplegic homolog 2-like. Gene Ontology annotation, biological process: BMP signaling pathway; transforming growth factor beta receptor signaling pathway; anatomical structure morphogenesis. Gene Ontology annotation, cellular component: heteromeric SMAD protein complex. NCBI's taxonomy places the organism in Eukaryota, Metazoa, Chordata, Actinopteri, Lampriformes, Lampridae. The transcript is spliced from 10 exons. Gene Ontology annotation, molecular function: DNA-binding transcription factor activity, RNA polymerase II-specific; I-SMAD binding; RNA polymerase II cis-regulatory region sequence-specific DNA binding. The record is from RefSeq and is a predicted model, not a curated record. Bases 1 to 1431 code for a protein of 476 amino acids.
AUGUCGUCCAUCCUCCCCUUCACUCCCCCGGUUGUAAAACGUCUCCUGGGGUGGAAGAAGACUCCUGCAGGAAGCGGGGGUGCGGGUGGAGGAGGAGGGAUAGGAGGUGGAGGUGAGCAGAAUGGAGGAGGGCAGGAGGAGAAGUGGUGCGAGAAGGCGGUGAAGAGCCUGGUGAAGAAGCUGAAGAAGACGGGCCAGCUGGAGGAGCUGGAGAAAGCCAUCAGCACGCAGAACAGCAACACCAAGUGUGUCACCAUACCCAGUAAUUGCUCAGAUUUAUGGGGUCUAGGCUCAGGCCACACCAUAGAGCAGUGGGAUUCCUCAGGCAUGUAUGGAUAUCAAGACUAUAGCAGGUCGUUGGAUGGGCGUCUUCAGGUGUCCCACCGUAAAGGCUUGCCCCACGUCAUCUACUGUCGUCUUUGGCGAUGGCCUGACCUCCACAGCCACCAUGAGCUCAGGGCCAUCGACGCCUGCCAGUACGCAUUCAACCUCAAGAAAGACGAAGUGUGCGUCAACCCCUACCACUACCAGAGAGUGGAGACGCCUGUGCUGCCCCCGGUGCUGGUACCGCGUCACACCGAGAUCCUGCCCGAGCUGCCGCCAAUAGAUGACUACACACACUCCAUUCCGGAAAACACCAAUUUCCCAGCGGGCAUUGACCCUCCCAAUAACUACAUUCCAGAGACCCCUCCACCAGGCUACAUCAGUGAAGAUGGGGAGACAAGUGACCAGCAGAUGAAUCGAAGUAUGGAAUCAGGUUCACCAGCAGAGUUUUCACCUGGUACCCUUUCACCUGUCAAUCAUGGGCUGGAUCUCCAACCGAUUACCUACAGUGAGCCAGCGUUCUGGUGUUCGAUCGCUUACUAUGAGCUUAACCAGCGGGUUGGCGAGACCUUCCAUGCCUCCCAGCCCUCCUUAACCGUCGACGGGUUCACCGACCCGUCCAACUCCGAGCGGUUCUGCCUGGGCCUGCUGAGUAACGUCAACAGGAACGCCACUGUAGAAAUGACAAGGAGGCAUAUAGGUCGCGGUGUGCGGUUGUAUUACAUUGGAGGGGAGGUUUUUGCUGAAUGCCUCAGCGACAGCGCCAUCUUUGUCCAGAGCCCCAACUGCAAUCAGCGGUACGGCUGGCACCCUGCCACAGUUUGCAAGAUACCACCAGGUUGUAAUUUGAAAAUUUUUAACAACCAGGAGUUUGCUGCUCUGCUAGCCCAGUCAGUCAACCAGGGCUUUGAGGCGGUCUACCAGCUCACCAGGAUGUGCACCAUCAGGAUGAGUUUUGUUAAGGGCUGGGGAGCUGAGUACAGGCGACAGACAGUGACCAGCACCCCCUGUUGGAUUGAGCUACAUCUCAAUGGCCCGCUCCAGUGGUUGGACAAGGUACUGACCCAGAUGGGUUCACCCUCGGUCCGCUGUUCUAGCAUGUCCUAAACGGCACCCCAUUGACUUUAAAGCAAACUCAGACAAUGGAGGAAAGACCCUUGAUCUGAAGGACCAGACGAUAAUGUGACUUUUGUUUUGACUUUCAUGAAAUUUUGCCGUGAUGCCAUUAUGACCUUGAUCACCAUGGCAACCGGACAACAUCAGAUCAAAAGCGGGCUGGUGUCAAAACACCUCUGGACCAGUGUCCUCAUAAGGACCCAUCAAUUGCAGCAUCCAAAGGAUUUUGUGCUCCAUAUCAGAGGAAUGUUACCCCGGGCUAGACCACUCAUUUAUUCUUGGCUCUCGAGUGUUGUGCCAUGGAGAGUCCAUGUCUAUGAAUUUUUUCUGCCCAACCCAAGUCUGUGCUGGCUGGUUUUACUGAAUAGAAGUCCUCCAUAAACAUGGCUAUCCAGGACACAAGACUGGAAACCAAUGGCCAGAACCAGUGGUGGUUCAACCAUGUGACAUGGUGGGACUACCACUGGUGAAAACAGUCAACUGACAUACUUAAAACAGCAUGAAGUAUAAAUGAGUAAACAACUAGGGGACUCAGUGUUUUGCUCAAGGGCACUUCAAUAGGCCAUGUGACUUUUGUGGGGAUUGAAAAUUUGACCUUCAUUGGCACAGCCAGUUGUCCAGGCCACCUCUUUACACCUAACACCUCUGCACAAGGUUGAAAUACCGUCUACAUUGUUUGAAUUUUUUAGUAAAUCUCUAACCUUGGCUG